CCGUCGCUACAGUUGCGCCCGCUAUCGUCGGUGGCAGCGUGCGCACGUUUUUCGCAUCCGCCAGUUGCGACCAGUGUGCGAUCGACUGAGCGGUGCAAUGGACGCUUUGACCGAAACUCCAGUGGUACCCCUUGCGACGACGGCCGAGGGCGAGCUUUCAGCCGUGUUGAACAGAAGACAGCAAAUCAACGAAGCUUUGGAAGACGGAAAACCGGUGGUGCGCCAAUUCAACCGGCGAGUGCCUACCAAAAACGUUUAUUUAGAGUUCAAAGAGUUUUCCCGAAAACAGAUCAAUGAGUACGAAACUACGUUUAAAAAAUUUGACAUUGGUAAAGAUGGAUAUCUAGACUUAGAAGAACUAAAAAGAAUGAUGGAAAAAUUAGGCGUACCACAAACACAUUUAGCCUUGAAAGCUAUGAUCAAAGAGGUAGACGAAGAUGGCGAUGACAAAAUUAGUUUUCGAGAAUUUUUAUUAAUUUACCGUAAAGCAUAUGAUGGCACAUUACCUCUAGACUGUGGCCUGAAUGAGUUGGCUAGAUUAACUGAAAUCAAUGUGGAUGAAGUUGGAGUUAUUGGUGCCAAAGAGUUCUUUGAAGCAAAAAUUGAAUACCAAGGAAUUGCGAAUAGGUUUGAGUAUGAAUUGAGACAAGAAAUGGAAGAAAAAAAAAGAUUAGAAGAUGAAAAAUCCAGACGAAAAAUAGCAUUUAAAGAGAAGACUGCCAUUUUUCAAUAAAAAUUAAUAUUAUAAGUUUUCCUAUUCACACAAUACACUGAUAUAGUUAAUGUGUGUUUAAAUAAAUGAUUAUUUUAACAUGAUUGUAAUUUUCAAAUCUUAAUUAUAACUUAUUUUUAUAUUUUGUAUGAUUUAUUAAAAUCUAUUCUGAACAAAGAUUAUUAGAAUAACUUAGUGUUUUGUUUUGUAAUUAUAGUUUGUAUGAUUUUGUUUUGUAAAUUUAAUACAGUCUAAUGUCAUAUAUUAUUUAACUUAAAUAAAAUGUAAAUUAAUAUAA
Messenger RNA from Daktulosphaira vitifoliae (grape phylloxera), 1010 nucleotides. RefSeq names its product EF-hand domain-containing protein D2 homolog (gene Swip-1). Bases 98 to 733 code for a protein of 211 amino acids. Gene Ontology annotation, molecular function: calcium ion binding. Lineage: Eukaryota; Metazoa; Arthropoda; Insecta; Hemiptera; Phylloxeridae. The transcript has 4 exons. The record is from RefSeq and is a predicted model, not a curated record.